Molecule: messenger RNA, 2269 nt
Organism: Chaetura pelagica (chimney swift)
Lineage: Eukaryota; Metazoa; Chordata; Aves; Apodiformes; Apodidae
Gene: POLR3E
Product: polymerase (RNA) III (DNA directed) polypeptide E (80kD)
Exons: 20
Coding region: 43-2151 (702 amino acids)
Biological process (GO): DNA-templated transcription
Cellular component (GO): RNA polymerase III complex; nucleus
Source: RefSeq, a predicted model, not a curated record
GUGCCAAGGAAUAAGCCAAGAAAAAGCUUUUUGUAUCCUAGCAUGGCAAAUGAAGAAGAUGAUCCAAUUAUACAAGAGAUUGAUGUGUUCCUGGCCAGAAGUCUACUGGAGAAGCUGUAUCUGUUUCAGUAUCCUAUUCGCCCAGCGUCCAUGACGUAUGAUGAUGUUACACAUUUAUCAGCGAAGAUAAAACCAAAGCAGCAGAAGGUUGAACUUGAAAUGGCCAUUGAUACUUUGAAUCCUAACUACUGUCGCAGCAAAGGAGAACAGAUUGCUCUCAAUGUCGAUGGCACCUCUACAGAUGAAACAAGUACCUACUCCUCGAAGCUGAUGGACAAGCAAACUUUCUGCUCUUCUCAAGCUGCAAGUAAUGUUUCCCGCUAUGCAGCUGCUGUUUAUAAAAAAGGUGAACUUCACCUAACUCCACUACAUGGAAUUCUUCAGCUGAGGCCAAGCUUCACCUACUUGGACAAGGCUGAUGCAAAACACCGAGAAAGAGAAGCUGCUAAUGAAGGUGGUGAUUCAUCCCAGGAUGAAGCUGAAGAUGAUGUUAAACAAAUUACUGUACGAUUCUCCCGCCCUGAGACCGAACAAGCUCGUCAACGACGUGUUCAGUCCUAUGAGUUCCUGCAGAAGAGACAAGCAGAAGAGCACUGGGUUCAUCUACAUUAUUAUGGCUUGAAGGACAGCCGGUCUGAACACGAGCGCCAGUAUUUAUUUAGUCAAGGCCAUGGCCUUGCUGAAAACACAGAAUUAAUUAAGUCUCCCAGUGAAUAUUUAAUGAUGCUGAUGCCUCCAAGCAUAGAGGAAGAGAAUGACAAACCAAUGGCUCCAAGCAAUGUGCUUUCUAUGGCCCAGCUGAGAACUUUACCCCUUGCUGAUCAGAUUAAGAUCCUGAUGAAGAAUGUGAAGGUCAUGCCGUUUGCAAAUCUGAUGAGUUUACUAGGCUCUGGGACCGAUUCCACGGCAGUUCUGCGCUGUAUACAGCAGGUGGCAAUGUUGGUCCAGGGAAACUGGGUGGUGAAGAGUGAUGUCCUCUACCCGAAAGAUACUUCUAGUCCACAUAGUGGAGUUCCUGCAGAAGUGCUCUGCAGGGGGAGGGACUUUGUGAUGUGGAAGUUCACACAGGACCGCUGGGUUGUGAGAAAGGAAGUGGCAGCAGUUACAAAGCUUUGCCCAGAAGAUGUGAAAGACUUCCUAGAGCACAUGUCUGUGGCAAGAAUAAACAAAGGUUGGGAGUUCAUGCUCCCUUAUGAUGAAGACUUUGUUAAGAAGCAUCCAGAUAUAGUUCAGAGGCAACAUAUGCUGUGGAUGGGCAUUCAGGCCAAAUUAGAAAAGGUCUAUAAUCUCCUAAAGGAGCACUUGACACCAAAGAAACAAGAGGCACAAUCAGCUCAUCCAUUGCUGGUUUCUGGGGAGCAGAGAGUCAACAUGGCUAAAGCAAAAGUAAAGCAGAACUAUGGGCAGCUGGAGAAGGAGUUACAGAAGCAAAAGGCAGAGAUUAAAUCAAACGACACCUCAGCCAAGAUGGAUGUUUCCAAUAUCCAUAUUAAAGAGGAGCCUGUGAGUGAUGAGGAGCCAAUGGAUACCUCAGCUUAUGAGAGCAUGAACAACGGCAUCGUCAACGGCCUCCAUGCAGAGGAGGACUCGAUGGACUCUUUAAAUGGCCACUUGCCUGGAGCCUGUAUUGACCGGGUAGCCCAAGAACUGAAGGCAUUUGUGUCCUCAACAUUUAAGAAACAGUUUGUGCUGACCCUGAGUGAGCUUAAACGGUUAUUUAACCUUCACUUAGCCAGUCUGCCUCCAGGACAUACAUUGUUCAGUGGCAUUUCGGACAAAAUGUUACAGGACAUGGUGUUGGACACUGGCUGCAAACAGAUUUUGGUGCCUUUUCCUCCACAGACUGCUGCUUCGCCAGAUGAACUAAAGGUCUAUGCGCUUUGGGAGGCUGGUGACACUUACGACCAGCAUCGCCAAGUCUUGCUUGAAAUCUUUUCGAAAAACUAUCGAGUGCGCAGGAAUGUCAUCCAGAGCCAGCUGAGUCAAGAAUGUGGAGAAGAUCUAAACAAGCAGGAGGUGGAUAGAGUGUUAAAGGACUGCUGUGUGAGCUACGGUGGAAUGUGGUAUCUUAAGGGGACGGUGCAGUCUUGACAGCGGUGGUUGCGGUUUCUUUACUUCAGGUGAUCUCCAGGAUGAAAGAGGAGCCCUGCAGCAGGCGGCACGGACAGCGAUGCCGUGGCCGCAGGAGCCUGGGGCAGGAUCUGACCUA